Molecule: messenger RNA, 2275 nt
Organism: Cololabis saira (Pacific saury)
Lineage: Eukaryota; Metazoa; Chordata; Actinopteri; Beloniformes; Belonidae
Exons: 10
Coding region: 137-2089 (650 amino acids)
Biological process (GO): regulation of apoptotic process
Cellular component (GO): canonical inflammasome complex
Source: RefSeq, a predicted model, not a curated record
ACAGGAAGUAAGUCAUCAUGAUCACUUCAUAAAUUGCAAGAACAGACGAUCAGAUCAGGAGAUCAGGAGGAGAGCCAGAACCAUCAGUUCCGCUCUCUGGAUUGAAGCAGACAUUCAGAAUUCAGCUUAUUUAAUCAUGAUGAGCUCCAAUCAUGUUCAAAUGCCACUCCAGGAGGGUCAGCAGCUACUGCAGCUGCUCUCAGGGAUGUCCGAGGUGGAGCUGUGGAGGGUCCACUGGUGUCUCAGUCAGAACCUCAUCCAGGAGGCUCCUCCAAUCCCUCCCCACUGGCUGUGGGCCGCUGACGCCUGCAGCACGGCUAAGACCAUGAUGAGGUGCUACGAGGAGGAGGGGCUGCUGACGGUGCUGGCUAAAGUCCUGGCCCUGCUGGGCUCCAAGGAUGCAGUCGGCCCUGUCUACCACUCCACCAGUCCACCCAGACCCAGAACAACUUCCAAACUGGAGCUGGACUUUGUAAGAAGUCACCGGAGGAGGCUGAUCAGCAUGGUCCAAAACCCCAACGCCAUCCUGCAGGCUCUUGAGGACCAUCAGAUCCUGACUCCAGCAAACAGGGAGGCAGUCAGCAUCUAUGCACUCCUAAAGGACAAGAACCGGGCUCUGGUGGACCUAGUUCUGCACAAGGGGCCAGAGGCCCAGGAGGCUUUUUGCCAGGCUCUCGGCCAAUCAGAGCAGUUCCUGCUCCAGGAACUGGCAGAUGAACCAAUUAGCAAGAAUUCCCCAGACACGUCAGACUUCCUGUUGGAGUAUCUGUCCUCGGACGAGCUCCAAUGUGUCCAGUGGUUAGCCAAAGAUCACAUGACUGCAGAAAGCCCCUCCCUCAUUGGUUUAAACGCACCGGGGCAUGGGGACCAGCUCGGACCCCAGCAGGCCCAAAACGUUGCCAAGGACAUUGUCCUGAAAAUUGUCCCUUCACUAUGUGCAUUUCUGCAGGAAGAGGAAGGGAUAUCACAGAGUUAUUGUGACUUCAAAGUGAAUACGAUGACAUCACUGGCUGAGAGCACACCUGAAGUCCAGAGCUACGACGGCAUGUUCAGGUUGCAGUGCCAACAGUCCGGAGAGGUCCUCUGCAGUCUGACUGGUCUGAUGUUGGAGGGUUGUGGUGACGUGGUCUACGAGGUGGUUCCCUGGGACGUGGACUACCUGUCCAGCAGAGGCCUGAGGCCCGCUGGACAUCUGUUCAGGUUCAUCCUGCUCUCAGGAAGCUUCCAGAGACUCCACCUGCCGCACUGCCAGCUCAUCUCAGGUCGACACUCUGUGGCUGUAGCUCACAUCACAGGGGACAGUGUGACGCUCGUCCCACCUGUUCAGGUGACAGACAGUCAUGUGACUGUCCACAUCCCGGGUUUCUCCUGCUUCGGUCUGUUGACGUCCACGCAAUCCGAUGAACCAAUCGAAGGCCUCGUUCUGCUUUUCUCCUGCCCCACCACUUCCUCCAUCUUUGUGCUGCUGCUGCCCAGGAACGUCUGCCUCACACAGGUGAGGAAGGAGUUGAGACGACGAACCAAAGUGGAGUACGUGGAGGUCAUACCUGACUGUGAACUCAUCCCAAACCAGACGUACAAACUGACGGGACAACCGGCCACCGUCAUCCAACCAGCGACUUCAAAGUUCAUCAACUUCGCAGACUACAACAACUUCCUGCCAUCGUUCCAGAUUCAGCUGCCGGCCGAGGUCACCAUGGUGAAACUACAGCUCUGGAGACAUGUGACUCCCCCCCGUCUGAUCGGCUGGCUGUUCGGCCCUGUAGAUAAUGAGGUUUGGACCCAAGUCGUCCUUUUGAAUGGUUCUGUCUGUGCAGGGUCUACUUCAGAGUGUGAGACGAAGGAUGUGACUUUGCAGCUUUUCCAGAUCCUGAACCGUCUCACUUCAGACGAGCUGAAGGACUUCCAGCACUUCCUGACUGUUCAAACCAACCCCAUCCCUGUGGGCCACUUGGAGUCCGCGAGCAGAACCAGAACCGUGACCCUGAUGGUCCAGCAGUACCACGCCGAGGGGGCCCGGGUUCUCACUGAGGAAAUCCUGAGGAAGAUGAACCAGAAUCAGCUGGCCGAUGACCUGUCCAGGACCUGAUCAGUCUGCUCAUUUCAACUUUUUACUAUAACUUUUACAUAUAAAAUAUAUAUACAUAUAGAUAUAUAUAUACAAACCUUUAUAACUUUUUACUUUUUGUUACAGACUGAAAUUAUAUAUACGAAGUAAAUUGAAGUAAUGUUUAAUAAAUCCACGUUUUUAUUGUGUAAAUAAAAAUAAAAGAAG